AUGAUUGCGUGGGUGCAAGAGUUUCGCAUGGAUUUCCUCCUUGUAGCGUAUGGGAGACCCAGGUCCUUUGCGCGAAAGGCAGUGAUUGCCAACACUCUUAUCGGCAUUGUGCUCGCUGCGCUGACCCUCGCCUCUUGGUUUCUCGGAAGGUACGGACGAGCCGUCCCUUUCGGCUACGGACUACCCUAUGCGAUUUGGUUGGCUUGGGUCACAGCAAUUGAUUGCCUAUUAUCAGUAGCUUUGCUACGCAUGUCGUACCAGCAAACGGCCUUGCUGAGAUCGUAUGAUAAGUUAACGAUAUCUGAAGUCCAAACCUUUGCGCAUCGUUUCAAGAUUGCCGCCGUGGCUCAACUGCUGGUCAUCGUCAUUGCGACUGUGUUCUUUCAGUUUUCGUCUGGGAACAAUACGAUGGGUUAUAGUUUGGGGAUGUUGACCACAUUAAGUGUUCCAGCGCAGAUAUCGGUUAUCAUCUAUUCAAUAUGGACUUUACAAUCCAUGGAACGUGCUCGAACUGGUGCUCCUCGUGUGAACCCAUCAACGAAGCGGUCACUGCAAUUUCUGAACGUGACCGAUUCCGCAAGGACGGCCACCAGGACGACGUAG
Molecule: messenger RNA, 603 nt
Organism: Spizellomyces punctatus DAOM BR117
Lineage: Eukaryota; Fungi; Chytridiomycota; Chytridiomycetes; Spizellomycetales; Spizellomycetaceae
Exons: 2
Coding region: 1-603 (200 amino acids)
Source: RefSeq, a predicted model, not a curated record